UUGUUUUUUCCAAUUCCCACUUGUUACACAAAAUGCCACAAAAUCUUAUAGAGCCUCGUCUUGUAGCAAGAAAGUUCCUAGCCAAACCUCAACGAGAAGGUGUUGGUGCUGUUGUUAGAAGAAGCAUAGGAAGAUUUGAGCUCAAGUAUUUUGAUCCUUUCCUUGUCUUGGAUGAAUUUUCAGUUACUGCUCCUUCUGGAUUUCCUGAUCAUCCACAUAGAGGAUUUGAGACAGUCACAUAUAUGUUACAGGGUGCUGUAACACAUGAAGAUUUUGAAGGACACAAAGGAACAAUUGAAGCUGGUGACUUGCAAUGGAUGACUGCUGGUAGAGGGAUAGUGCACUCAGAAAUGCCUGCAGCUCAAGGAAUCCAAAAGGGUCUACAACUAUGGAUCAACCUUGCUUCCCAACAUAAAAUGAUUGAACCAAGGUACCAAGAAAUUUUAAGCAAGGACAUAGUAGAAACUAUGAAAGAUGGUAUCAUGGUUAGAGUUAUAGCAGGGGAAGCACUUGGAGUAAAGUCACCAAUUUACACAAGAACACCAACAAUGUAUUUGGAUUUUACUCUUGAACCAGGAUCACACCUACAACAACUUGUACCAAAAUCUUGGAAUGCUUUUGUGUACAUCUUAGAAGGAGAGGGUAUUUUUGGAAAUAAAAAAUCUCAUCCUACAACUUCUCACCAUAUUGUCCUUCUAGGUUUAGGGGAUGGUCUAGAGGCAUGGAAUAAAUCAUCUAAGGUUCUUAGGUUUAUUUUAGUUGGAGGUGAACCAUUAGGUGAACCAAUAGUACAAUUUGGACCCUUUGUGAUGAAUACUCAACAAGAGAUUGACCAAACUAUUGAUGAUUUUGAAAACUAUACCAAUGGAUUUGAGAAAGCAAGACAUUGGAAGUCACAAAGUGCAGUUGGUGUAGAGUUUUGAAAUUAAUGAUGUUAGCAAUGAAUAUCUUGAACAUGCAAAGUCAAAAAUAAUAUUAUUAGCUUUAUUAUACUGAUUAGUUUUACCUAGAUUAGUUAACUUGGUAAAUAUUAGUUUAGUAAAUAUUAGUUUGGUAAAUAGUAAAUUACCCUUUAUAGAGAAAUAUAUAUAAGGCACAAGCCUCACUGCUAUGUAACAGAUAACUUUCAUUUUUUUCCCAAUUCAAUGAGAAUGAGUUUUCUUUUCCA
This is a messenger RNA of Trifolium pratense (red clover), 1168 nucleotides long. RefSeq names its product pirin-like protein At1g50590. Bases 33 to 923 code for a protein of 296 amino acids. NCBI's taxonomy places the organism in Eukaryota, Viridiplantae, Streptophyta, Magnoliopsida, Fabales, Fabaceae. The record is from RefSeq and is a predicted model, not a curated record. The transcript has 6 exons.